AUGCCUCCAUACAAAACCCCCGCCCAAGUCCCUCCAGCGGGAACCGCCCUAUCUCCAUCUCCGCCCACUUUAUUCUCUCCACUCACAAUCCGCGACAUCACGUUUCAAAACAGAAUAUGGGUCGCCCCCAUGUGCAUGUACAGUGCCAACGACGGACACCUCAGCGAUUUCCACCUUGUACACCUCGGUGCAUUUGCCUAUCGCGGAGCAUCCCUCACCAUUAUUGAAGCGACAGCCGUGCGACCCGAAGGACGUAUCUCCCCUGGAGAUGCUGGAUUAUGGAAAGAUUCACAAAUCGCGCGCUUUAAACGAGUGGCGGAUUUCGCGCAUGGGCAGGGACAGAAAAUUGGGAUUCAGUUGGCGCAUGCGGGACGGAAGGCUAGUACGUUGCCCCGAUGGAUGGCACCUAGGGGCGGAAGUGCGGUGGCGGAGGAAAGUGAUGGCGGGUGGCCGAAAGGAGUUAAGGGGAUGAGUGCUUUGAAGUGGGGAGAGGGCUAUGCGGAACCUAGUGAGAUGACGAUUGAGGAGAUUCAGGAUGCUAUUGAUGGAUUUCGAGACUCUGCAAAAAGAGCUGUGGAGGCGGGUAUUGAUGUUAUUGAGAUUCAUGGUGCUCAUGGAUAUCUAUUACAUUCAUCAUUGAGUCCGAUUACGAACAAGAGAACGGAUCGAUAUGGAGGAAGUUGGGAAAACAGGACUAGGAUGAUGAUUGAGACGAUCAAGGCAGUAAGAGAAGUUAUUCCAGAGGGAAUGCCUCUAUUGCUUAGAAUCAGUGCUACGGAAUGGAUAGAUGAUGUAGAGAGUUGGGAUGUACCUGAUACCAUCAGAUUAGCCAAGCUGCUUCCAGGACUCGGAGUCGAUCUCCUCGACGUCAGUUCAGCAGGCAAUUCUCCCACCCAGAAGAUCGGCAUGCACACUGAUUAUCAAGUAAGUAUCGCAGGCGAAAUCCGCGCCGCGUUGCAUAAAGAUGGGAUCAAAGGUCUGAAGAUCGGAUGUGUGGGUAUGAUUACAGAAGCGGAGGCGGCAAAAUCGCACGUGGAGGAUAAAUCGACAACAUAUUCGAAUGCAGGGGAGACGGUGGAUGUUAAGGAUGAACAGGGGAAAAUAGCUAAGGCAGAUUUUGUUUUAGUUGCAAGACAAUUUAUGAGGGAACCGGAGUGGGUUUUUAGAGUGGCGUAUAGAUUAGGAGUGGAUGUCAAGUGGCCGGUUCAGUAUAUGAGAUCAGGUUUUUUGAAAGGUAGUACUAUCUGA
Messenger RNA from Sclerotinia borealis F-4128, 1248 nucleotides. NCBI's taxonomy places the organism in Eukaryota, Fungi, Ascomycota, Leotiomycetes, Helotiales, Sclerotiniaceae. The record is from the annotation of a GenBank genome assembly.